Notodromas monacha is the source of this 2394-nucleotide messenger RNA. NCBI's taxonomy places the organism in Eukaryota, Metazoa, Arthropoda, Ostracoda, Podocopida, Cyprididae. The record is from the annotation of a GenBank genome assembly.
AGUUGAAUUUCUAUUUCUUCCAAAGGCAGAACUGUGUCUCAAGUUCAAGCUUUUUAAUAACGUUCGAGGUACGAAUUUGACUGGUUUCUUUGGUGUUGAACUUCGGAAAUGAGUAACCCUCAUACAAAUGGAGGUUAUUCUGGAGCAGAUCCAAUGUCCAAUGAAGCCGAAACCUUCUUGUUCACUUCCGAAUCUGUCGGAGAAGGACAUCCAGAUAAAAUGUGUGAUCAGAUAAGUGAUGCAAUCCUGGAUGCACAUUUGGCUCAAGAUCCUGAAGCCAAAGUGGCCUGUGAAUGUGCAACGAAGACGGGGAUGGUAUUAGUAUGCGGAGAAAUAACCUCAUCCGCAAAUGUUGACUAUCAGGAGAUUACCCGCGAAACUGUCAGAAAAAUUGGAUUCGACGAUUCUCGAAAGGGUAAGUCCAUGGUUGUCCAGGGCAGAAGAGGUUACUCUGUUCUUGUGCGCGUCGAAGGUUUUGAUUGUAACACGUGCAAUGUGAUGGUUGCGACUCAUCAGCAAAGCCACGAAAUUGCGGCUGGUGUCCACAAAGAUAAAAAUGACGAUGAUGUUGGCGCCGGAGACCAGGUGACUUGUAUGUUAAUUUUCCUGGUGCUCGGUGUCUUUGAACUCAUUGCGACAGGGUAUACGGAUGGUAUUGGUUUUAGAAUAAGUGGAUUUGAUGGUGCGACAUGUGCGGUAAUGCUGAUGCUAGACCGACAGAGUCCUGAAAUAGAAGCUGGGGUUCAUUUGCACAAGAGUUUGGAGGAAAUUGGGGCCGGAGAUCAGGGCUUGAUGUUCGGUUACGCCACUGACGAAACCGAGGAAUGUAUGCCAUUGACGAUUAUUUUGGCGCAUAAGCUUAACGAGAAGCUCUCCGAACUCCGUCGUGAUGGAACUCUUUCGUGGGCUCGGCCAGAUAGCAAGACCCAGGUUACUUGUGAAUAUUACUCUGAUCAUGGAGCGACGAUUCCCACCAGAAUCCAUACGGUGGUGGGAGAUGCAGGAUUGACUGGGCGUAAGAUCAUUGUUGACACGUACGGUGGUUGGGGGGCACACGGAGGAGGUGCAUUUUCUGGGAAAGAUCCGACCAAGGUUGACCGAUCUGGAGCGUAUGCUGCUCGUUGGGUGGCCAAGUCCCUGGUGAAGGCUGGGCUGUGUAGAAGAUGUCUCGUCCAGAUUUCAUAUGCCAUUGGUGUUGCUGAGCCGUUGUCAAUUUCCGUGUUCAGCUACGGUAGCUCAAAGUUGACCCAAAAGGAACUGCUUGCUAUUGUAAAGCAGAAUUUUGAUUUGCGUCCUGGUAAAAUUAUCAAGGAACUGGAUUUGAAGCGACCAAUUUAUCAACUGACGAGCACAUAUGGACACUUUGGCCGGGAACUUUUCCCUUGGGAAAUCCCGAAAACCCUGAAGAUUUAAACCGUGAUAAUUCUUUGGCGGGUACACUGAAAUUUCGGAUUGGCGCACUUUGGAUUCUCUGCUUUGAGUGAGAUAUUGAUUGUAACUUUGCUACGAUGGUUUUCACUAUUCUUGGGCCACGUCAUGACCUCCUUCAAGCCAUCACGACGCAUUCCACCUUGGAAUCGCGCAUUCUAUUUUCUACGUGAACCCUCUGUCGAGCAGGUAUAAGGGAACCACUUUUCCGGAAAAUGUCGGAAUGUUCAUGCCUUGAAUCUGCGUCAUCAUUUUCUCAUGUUCUCCAUUCUGUGAUUUUCUCUAUCUUCCUUUUUUUUCGGAGUCCACUUCGCGAAGUUCUUUAGCCAUCAUUACAAGAGCAGUAAACUUGAAGCAGCGAUGGAAUUGAUCGCCAUGGCAUUGUUUGCAGUUUCACGAGGGAUUCUGAGUCAAGAGCCGGUGAAAUUUCGCCCAUGUGCGAUUAAUCCAUGUUACGUCGGGUAGAAUUUCAAGUUUGGGAUGAGAUGAUUGGAUCAAAUUUCCAGGAAUAAUUUGUGGCAUAUUUUUGCGCAUAGAAUCCAGAAGAAAUAGUUAUUUUGCUAUUCAACGGUGCAAAAUUGAGGACUGUUGAGGUUUUUGACGUGGUUUUUGAAUUAAUUGGAAUGAAGUGGAGUAUUGUGGUUUGCAAGAGUUAGACGUGUGCCAUCAGCGUAAAACCAGCGUGUUCCCACAUUUCCGGAUUGCGGUUCCCUUUUGGGAUCAACACUUUUCUGUAAGAAACGUUUGGAUUGAGGUAUCUUGUGAAUUUGCUUUGAAUGAUUGGAACUUUGGUUGCUGUUCAUCCGGGAUGCCGUGUGCCUGAUGUUUUGGAUAGAACUGUGCUGCUGCACCGAUCUAUUUUCUACGUUCUCAUGUAUUGAUCCCGCAUUCUUCAUCUGUGAAUUCCCUGUAUCUUCAAUGGUUGAACUUUUUGGCAAAAUAUAUUCUCAAUUCGCCACGGUUGGA